Molecule: messenger RNA, 450 nt
Organism: Striga asiatica
Lineage: Eukaryota; Viridiplantae; Streptophyta; Magnoliopsida; Lamiales; Orobanchaceae
Source: the annotation of a GenBank genome assembly
AUGGAGGACCUGAGAAACAAUGCUCUUAAAGAAGGUCAGUACGGAGAGUGGCUCAAGGCUCCUGAUGGUCAUAAAUGGACUCCAGUAAGCUUGUCAGAUUCCAGAUUUUCUCCACCCACUGAAGCUCAUAGAGACACAGAGGAAGGAACGUCCAAUAAAGCUUCAUCAAGCCAACAAGGGAACAAUCACCAAUUAAUUCCUAGCCACGAUGCUUUUCAGUCUCCAUCCAAAUCCAUUGAUGCAAAUUCCUUGAUAUCGGUCACUAAGACUCCUACCUCUGAAGAAGGUGUGGACACUACUCAUCUCCAAAUUAUUGAAACCUCAGCCAUGGAACUGGAGAAAGGAGACACUCUUAUAACGGUCGAAGGCACCCAAAAUCACAAAGCAAUUUAUGCUCCCAGCACAAAGCUCCCUAAAACAUGGAAAAGAACAGCCAAUAAACUGGUGUAG